AGUGGCUGAGGACGGCGAGUCCACCGGGCCGGCGGCUUCAUUCCCCAGUGCGCAGACGGGACGAGGAGAGCGACUCAACCGCUCACCACCUCUCCUCCUGCUCCACCUCCUCCUCCCCCCUCCCCCCAUCACAAAAACAUCCUAAAGUGAACAUGGUGAGGUGCACGCGACGGCGCAGCGAGCUGAGAGCCGUGGAGCUUCCGUCGGGAGUCUGACGCGCCGGCGACGUUUUCGGAGAACCGUCCGACUUUUGUUCCUCCGGCGACGGUUUUUUUCCGUCUCCAAAUGUUCCGCAAUGGACCGGAUCGGCACUUUCACGAAGACCGUGCAAGUGCUGCUCGACGCGGCGAAUUACCUGGAAAAUGUGGAGAAGAGCUACGGAAAGUGUGAGCAUGGUUAUGCUUCCACAUACCCAGAAACCCAGACUGCACCACAGCUGAAACAGCGUAAAUCCAAGAACAGGAAAUCGGACAAUAUUCAUAAUAGGUCAGCACACAAUGAACUGGAAAAAAAUAGACGAGCACAUCUCCGCCUGUGCUUGGAGAGGUUGAAGUCCCUCAUCCCUCUGGGGCCGGACUGCAGUCGGCACACCACACUGGGACUGCUGAACAAGGCCAAAGCACAUAUCAAGAAACUUGAAGAGCUGGACCGGAGGAGCCUCCACCAGCUGGAGACCUUGGAGAGGGAACAGCGGCACCUGCAGAGGCAGCUCUCCCAGCUGCAGACCCAUGGAGACAGGGAGAGGGUCUGCACGGACAGCCAGGGGUCCCACGUGGACUCGGGGUCGGACAGAGAGGAGAUUGAAAUUGACGUAGAAAGCACUGAGUUCUCCCACGGAGAGAUGGACAGCGUGAGCACCAGCGGUACGAGUGACCUGGAUGACCUCAGCAGCCAGCAGAGCUCGGCCAGUGACGAGGGCUACUCCACCUGCAGCGUGAAACUGGCCUUCUCCGCCUGAAGCACCAGCCGCCACGUUCCUCUGCGGCCCUCAGCAGUACCGGCCGGCCGCUCCAUUCUCCCUCUGCAAGUUUAUGUUAACGGGGCCUUUGUAGGAACAGGCAGGCAGCCCCCCCCCCCCCCCCCCCCUCCUUCUCCCUCCCCCCGAGAACCAGCCUUAACUUCAUCACUCCUUCCAGAAGCAGCCUCAAAUUGAACUUCUCUGGCAACAUACAGUUUUGUCCUUUCUCACCUGAAAGUCCCUUAAGCCCAUUACCAGCUUGAAUCAGCCCUAGCUGCACUCGCCAGUGACCCCAGAGGAGCCACGCACCAGUGUCCAACACUGACACCAGCAAAUACACUAAAAACCCAAUACCAGCUAGAAGCUCUCCAUGGUGGCUGUUUGCUCCAUUGGCCUUGUAAUAACAUUGGCCCCCUUUUUUUUGUCUGGAUAAUAUGUCCAGAUGGCACUUGUUGACAGUGUACAAAGCCAGUGACAAGGGCUGCAAUGUCUGUGAUUCCGAAAUGUUCAUUACACUCCUAGACCCUCGGCUUUAAGACUGACACACGUCACCAAUCCAAGUCACUGAAAAUAGUCGUAUCCCAAACAGGUGGCGCAGUCCAACCUUGUUAUUCUAAUUUAUUUUGUGUAUGAUUAUAGUAUUUAUUUUUGGUCUAAUUCAUUUUAAUGUAGCCAAGUAUUUCGUCAUGCUUGAAAAAAAACACUUAAGUUUUCUUCAUAAUCUUCUAAAGAAAUAGUUUACCAAAUUACUUGACAUGAAAUUUACCCAAAUGGUGCAUUUGCAGCGCCGAAAGUUUGAAAGCAUUACGUCAGAUUUUGUUGAAAGAAUGAAAUCUCUUUCAUUUCUUGCUGUGCACAAAUUCAAUUUGAUUUAGACAGUAUGAGCUGUCGCGCACAGGCUGGAAGCAAUAAAGCUUCUGCUUCUAUCACAGCUGUAGCGUUGGCUCUUUCCACACUAUUCCGACACCAAAUUGCAGUUUGUUUCCCACUUGCCCCGGUAGUCACAUACCAAUACUCAGUAGGCAAAAUGAUUGUAAUUGAUUUAAAAAGAAUAAGCUACCGUAUUUAUCCUUUUGUAUGGAUAGACAAAUCUUAAGGUCGGGAGCACUACAGAAAAUUUUGAUUUAUACUUGCAAUGUUUAAUACUGUAGUGUUUAUGCAGUGUAGCAUACAAACAACUACCCAUUAACAAUUAUAUGUAUUUUGGACUGCUGACCUUUUAGAAUCAAUGAAACCAAAUAAGACAUUUGUAAUACGAGACUGGUCCAAGUCCUAAGAUCACCACCAAAUUGUGUCUUAACAUGAGCGUAUGACUCUUGCACAAAGUUCCUUGUUACCCCCCCCCACUCCCCGAAUCUAUAAAAUGCACUAUGAAAAAGACUUGUUAAGGAAGUAUGUCAAAGCACACCCCCAGAAAGUUUCUCUUGUGCUAAUUCAGCCCGCCAAGGUGACUUUUUUUUUUGCAAAACAUGCUGCUGGUCCCCUGCUAGUAUCCAUGUACACUUCCUGAUAACUGCCCCAACAAUCCUAAUAAACCUCUACCGCCCAGA
Messenger RNA from Gasterosteus aculeatus aculeatus (three-spined stickleback), 2508 nucleotides. Its product is annotated as max-interacting protein 1. Gene Ontology annotation, biological process: regulation of transcription by RNA polymerase II. The record is from RefSeq and is a predicted model, not a curated record. Gene Ontology annotation, molecular function: DNA-binding transcription factor activity, RNA polymerase II-specific; protein dimerization activity; RNA polymerase II cis-regulatory region sequence-specific DNA binding. Lineage: Eukaryota; Metazoa; Chordata; Actinopteri; Perciformes; Gasterosteidae.